AUGACGCAAGGGGAUGGCACAAGAGUGGACGCCGUCUGCACAUACAGAAAGGAGCCCUCAGACCCGACCUUGGACAGGGUGAGCCUCUACCACCAAGUGAGCAACAAGACCAAAGGCAUCAUGCAGCUGGGUCCCUACAGCCUGGACAAGGACAGUCUCUACGUCAACGGUUACAAUGAACAGCCAGUCCUGCCUGCUCCCACCCAUGCACCAACGACACCUGCAGCCCUCGACCAUUUCACCAUCAACUUCACCAUCACCAAUCUCCCCUACAAUUCUGACCUAGCCACUCCGGGAUCAGCAAAGUUCAACACUACAAGGAGAGUCAUGACCACCUUGCUCAACCGGCUCCUGCAGGGAAGCAGCAUUGGCCCCGCGUUCCUGGGAUGUGCAAAGACAGCUUUCAGUGCUGUAUCUUCCAGGCCCAUGAAACAAGGGGAUGGCACAAGAGUGGACGCCGUCUGCACAUACAGAAAGGAGCCCUCGGACCCGACCUUGGACAGGGUGGGCCUCUACCACCAAGUGAGCAACAAGACCAAAGGCAUCACGCAGCUGGGUCCCUACAGCCUGGACAAGGACAGCCUCUACGUCAACGGUUACAAUGAACAGCCAGUCCUGCCUGCUCCCAGCCAUGCACCAACGACACCUGCAGCCCUCGACCAUUUCACCAUCAACUUCACCAUCACCAAUCUCCCCUACAAUUCUGACCUAGCCACUCCGGGAUCAGCAAAGUUCAACACUACAAGGAGAGUCAUGAACAACUUGCUUGACCAGCUUCUGCAGGGAACCAGCAUUGGCCCCGCUUUCCUUGGAUGUGAAACGAAAGCUUUCAGGCCCAUGACGCAAGGGGAUGGCACAAGAGUGGACGCCGUCUGCACAUACAGAAAGGAGCCCUCGGACCCGACCUUGGACAGGGUGGGCCUCUACCACCAAGUGAGCAACAAGACGAAAGGCAUCACGCAGCUGGGUCCCUACAGCCUGGACAAGGACAGCCUCUACGUCAACGGUUACAAUGAACAGCCAGUCCUGCCUGCUCCCACCCAUGCACCAACGACACCUGCAGCCCUCGACCAUUUCACCAUCAACUUCACCAUCACCAAUCUCCCCUACAAUUCUGACCUAGCCACUCCGGGAUCAGCAAAGUUCAACACUACAAGGAGAGUCAUGACCACCUUGCUUGACCAGCUUCUGCAGGGAACCAGCAUUGGCCCCGCUUUCCUUGGAUGUGAAACGAAAGCUUUCAGGCCCAUGACGCAAGGGGAUGGCACAAGAGUGGACGCCGUCUGCACAUACAGAAAGGAGCCCUCGGACCCGACCUUGGACAGGGUGGGCCUCUACCACCAAGUGAGCAACAAGACGAAAGGCAUCACGCAGCUGGGUCCCUACAGCCUGGACAAGGACAGCCUCUACGUCAACGGUUACAAUGAACAGCCAGUCCUGCCUGCUCCCAACCAUGCACCAACGACACCUGCAGCCCUCGACCAUUUCACCAUCAACUUCACCAUCACCAAUCUCCCCUACAAUUCUGACCUAGCCACUCCGGGAUCAGCAAAGUUCAACACUACAAGGAGAGUCAUGACCACCUUGCUCAACCGGCUCCUGCAGGGAAGCAGCAUUGGCCCCGCGUUCCUGGGAUGUGCAAAGACAGCUUUCAGGUUUGGAGUGUGGCUGAGUGUGCCUUUGCAUGUCCCAAGAUCUGAUGAUGGGGCCCAUCAGUAUCUUUCCCUCUUCCUGCCUCUACUUAGGAGUCCAGGUGUGCUCACUGAUGCUCUCCUGCUUUAG
Messenger RNA from Neopsephotus bourkii (Bourke's parrot), 1782 nucleotides. It is a transcript of the gene MUC16, whose product is annotated as mucin 16, cell surface associated. The record is from RefSeq and is a predicted model, not a curated record. The transcript has 16 exons. Bases 1 to 1782 code for a protein of 593 amino acids. NCBI's taxonomy places the organism in Eukaryota, Metazoa, Chordata, Aves, Psittaciformes, Psittacidae.